AUGGGAGCCGGGGACCUCGGAUACGGGGGGCCCGAGAACAUCUUCGUCGCGUUCUACGUGACGUCGGACGAAGACCGCCCGCCUCUCGACGGUGGGCAGCGGUGUUUCUGGCGUAGACUUCGCUAUGCGCCAGGACCGCCCAAAUCCUCCGACGAUGUUUGGCGCGGGCCUCCUAGGGGGGCCAUCGGGGGCCGCCACCGACCCGGGCCUACCUCGACCUCGUGUGCAACUCCUUCGAGCGCGUCGUCGUCGCGGAAACGUCACUUCGUCGAUCGCGUUCGCCGCCGCUGCAGGGCCCCACCCCCAACCAAACCAUCAGUGUGCCUCAAGAGUGUGUGCCUCAAGAGCGCGUGCUUCAAGAGCAUGUCCCUCAAGCCCGUGUGCCUCAAGACCCCCGGGGAUAGCGCAGGCCUCUUCGUGGCCCCCGGGACUAGUACCUGCUGUUUCAAGACGCGGGGAAGCCAACUGCGCUCGACCGUGUCAUCCCGCGGUCUUGUAGAGUGCACCAACGAGCGCGUCGUCGUCGUCGCGGAAACGUCACUUCGUCGAUCGCGUUCGCCGCCUCUGCAGGGUCCCACCCUUGUGUGACUCAAGACGGUGUGCCGCCGCCUCAAGACGGCGUGCCGCCGCUUCAAGAUGGUGUGCCGCCGCCCCAAGACGGUGUGCCUCAAGAUCGCGUGCCUCAAGAUUCCCGAGGAUGGCGCAGGCCUUUUCGCGGCCCUCGGGAUAAGUACCCGCCGUCGCCGCGCUGCCUGGGCGACGGUGGGGAAACUACAGUCGAAACCCUCUUAACACAUACCUCUCGUAGCCCAUAACCUGGGAUAACCCAUGCCUUUUUGGCUUUCCCGAGUUGGGAUAGGGGGAAGUCGACCCCAUACCCCAUGAACCUGUAAUACCACAUAACCCAUACAGGCGUCGGAAAAAAUCCCAUAGGUAUACCUUAC
This is a messenger RNA of Trametes versicolor FP-101664 SS1, 944 nucleotides long. RefSeq lists its product as uncharacterized. The record is from RefSeq and is a predicted model, not a curated record. Lineage: Eukaryota; Fungi; Basidiomycota; Agaricomycetes; Polyporales; Polyporaceae. The transcript is spliced from 8 exons. Bases 1 to 588 code for a protein of 195 amino acids.